Molecule: messenger RNA, 3513 nt
Organism: Emericellopsis cladophorae
Lineage: Eukaryota; Fungi; Ascomycota; Sordariomycetes; Hypocreales; Bionectriaceae
Product: Glycerophosphodiester phosphodiesterase-like protein
Exons: 4
Coding region: 1-3513 (1170 amino acids)
Biological process (GO): glycerophospholipid catabolic process
Molecular function (GO): protein binding; glycerophosphocholine phosphodiesterase activity
Source: RefSeq, a predicted model, not a curated record
AUGAAAUUUGGUCGCAACCUCCCUCGCAACCAGGUCCCUGAAUGGGCAGCCUCAUACAUCAAUUACAAAGGUCUCAAGAAGCUGAUUAAGGCCGCUUCUCAAAAGGCCAAGAACGGCGAGACCGUCGAUCCAGCAGAAUUCUUCUUCGCCCUGGACCGCAAUCUCGAGGACGUUGAUGCAUUCUACAACAAGAAAUUCGCCGACGCUUGUCGGCGUCUGAACGUGCUGCAGAACCGCUAUGGCCGCGUGCCGGAUGUGGUAGAGAGCUUGGAUCAGGAUGAAAUUGAAGAGGUCAUGGGUGCGCUGCUGGACUUGCGCACACAGCUGAGGAACUUGCAGUGGUUUGGUGAGAUCAAUCGACGCGGUUUUGUCAAGAUCACCAAGAAGCUGGACAAGAAAGUGCCCCAGAUUGCGACGCAGCAUCGGUACAUUUCCACAAAGGUCGAUCCAAAGCCCUUUGCCAAGGAUGGCACCAUCAGCCGGCUCCUUGCCGACAUCAAUCGCUGGCUCGGUGCACUGGGCGAAGCGCAGAAUAUGGACGACUCCAGGUCUGACCGAUCCACUCGCUCCCUUGGUCGCGUGUCAAACAAGGCCAUGGUUCUGUUGCCCCAGGCCCAGCUCGACUCUCUGGACCAAGCCGUCCGCACGGAUAACGUCGAGGCACUGCGAUCUGGGCUGGCAGAGGCCAAGUUGAGCACCGAAGGGGGGACAAAGACGGUUCUCUUGAAUCUUCUUCAACGGUCCAUCUCUUCUCGGUCGAGGAACGCCAUGCUGUUUCUGCUUGAUCAUGUCAAGGACCUCGAAGAGCCGGAUGACAUCAAUGGUCGCAAUUGCAUUCAUCGCCUCGUCAUUCAUGUUGGUCGCACCAAGAUCACCCCUUCGGAGCAGGACUCCAAUACAUAUCCCGUUCCUGCAGGCACGCAGUUCAACAGACACAUCCAGCCUGCUGUUUCCAUGUCCGCUCCCGUCAAGGAGCUCAACACUGGAGAGGCGCAGAAACUCGCCAGCGAUGACGAGGCGGUCAAGACCCUUGUUUUCUUGUUGGACAACUUGAAGCCAGAGCAGCGGACGGCGCUCAAAAGCCGCGACUCGUUCGGGCGGCUGCCCCUUCACUACGCCGCGCAGUUUGGAUUCGUCAUUGUUUGCCAAAUUGUCAUGCAGAAGAUGCAGGAGUGGGAACAAUUUGACGUCAAGAAUGGGCUGGACGCUCCUGAAUGGCAGGACAACGACGGACGGGCACCAUUGCAUCUCGCCGUUAUUGGUGGCCAUCCCCUGACGACCAAGGCCUUGCUCCAAGGCGAGAACUGGCGGCCCAGCAGUGAUGCCAAGGCCGACAUUCGUAAAGGUGUCCCUCAGUCAGGCGCCGUCCUGGCAAUAGCCACCAAGGCCAACUAUACAGUGAUUGUGGAGAUGCUCGUGCAAGCUGGCGUCGACGUCAACUGGCGUGAUGCGACGGGCGAGACGGCGCUGCACGUGGCUGCUAGGUUCGGUCACGACGAAUGCGCUGCAGUCAUCCUCAAGGGAAGCGAGACCACAAAGGCCGAUCUCAGCAUCGUGGAAAACACGUACGCUUGGACGCCUUUGCAUGUGGCGGCUGUCGACGGACACCUGUCUGUGGCGAAACUGCUUGUCGACGCUGGCGCCGACGUUUCUAAGCUCGACUCGUCUGGCUGGACAGCAAAGGAGCACGCUGCGCUACGCGGGCACAUUUCAAUUGCCAAACUUCUUGCUCAACACACCAGCGAGGAGCAGAUUGCGGCGAAGGCGGGAGGCUCCGCCUCGUCCACGCCAGGCGAGAUCAGAUCCAUUGACGAGCGCACAUCGAACGGCAGCGGUAGCAAUUUACGUCCAGCCGAGCCUGUCAAGACUUUUGGUCACAGAUACUUGACCAACCAAAGUCUAGUGCACGUCAGCCUGGGUUCUAUGGAUCUUCGAAAGCGCAUCGAGGCCAUCAACCUCGACCGAAUCCCGCUCAACGAGGCGCACAACACUCAGUUGGACACAGCCCUGUCCGUGGUGGUGUCUGCGAGUGGCGCGACUGGCGAGCCGACGAUCAUAGACUUGCCAGUGCACGAUAACGUCUCUACGGAACCCAUCGUGUUCACGACGCAGGAGGCCACCAAAGUCAAGCUGUUCUUCGACAUUGUGCCGACUUACUCAGGCAACGAGAAGCACAAGAUCGGUCGGGCAGUCGCCCUCCUCUCCUCCAUCAAGCCUACUCUUGGCGGUGGACGUGUCAACCUACAAGGCGAUGUCUGUGUACCCAUCAUGUCGAGCAGUCUCGAGGUCAUUGGUACCGUCAACUUCAACUUCCUUGUCAUCACUCCGUUUUACCAUCCCAAUAUGGAGGUCACAUCGCGGCACACGUACUGGAAAAAGCUGUCGUCGACCAUGCUCAUCGGCCACCGUGGCCUGGGCAAGAACAUCACGUCGAACCGCUCCCUUCAGCUUGGCGAGAACACAUUGCCAUCUUUUAUCGCGGCAGCCAACCUGGGAGCGCAAUACGUCGAGUUUGACGUGCAGCUGACCAAGGAUCACGUCCCUGUCGUGUAUCACGACUUCUUGGUCAGCGAGACUGGCAUCGACGCUCCCGUACACACUCUUACCCUGGAGCAGUUCCUCCACAUUAACCCGGAUAGCAGCCGCAGCCACAGCGCGAACCGAAAGAAUGGCACCGGCGGCGGGCCGAUGGAGAGGGUGCAGAGGGACGGCCCUAGGAGAAGCCGCAGUAACAGCUUCACGCCGACCCGUUCCCAGUCCAUGGGAAUCGCCGGCCGCGGGUUAUCGGAAGAUCUCGACGAGCGGAUGAAGCACACCCGCGACUUCAAGGAAAAGGGCUUCAAGGCCAACUCGCGCGGCAAGUUCAUCCAGGCCCCCUUUGCGACGCUGGAGGACUUGUUCCGGAAGCUGCCGGAGAACAUUGGCUUUAACAUUGAGAUGAAGUAUCCCAUGCUCCACGAGAGCGAGGAGCACGAGAUGGACACGUACGCCGUCGAGCUCAACUCAUUUUGUGACACGGUCCUGUCCAAGGUGUACGACUUGGCCGGGGAGCGACACAUCAUCUUCAGUUCCUUCAAUCCUGACAUCUGCCUAUGUCUCAGUUACAAGCAGCCGUCGAUUCCCAUCCUGUUCCUGACAGACGCAGGGUGCUGCCAGGUCGGCGACAUCAGGGCCUCAUCGCUGCAGGAGGCCAUCCGAUUUGCAAGCCGCUGGAAUCUGCUCGGCAUCGUCUCCGCUGCCGAGCCGCUGAUCAACAGCCCGCGGUUGGUCAAGGUGGUCAAGGAGAACGGCCUGGUCUGCGUGAGUUAUGGCACAGCCAAUAACGAUCCUUUGCUGGUCCAGCGUCAAGUCAAGGAGGGCAUUGAUGCGGUCAUUGUUGAUAGCGUCCUGGCCAUCCGGAAGGGCCUCACCACCGGCGAGACGGCUGGCGAGACCCCGAAGGUGGGCGCCGACCCCGGCCUUGGCGCCGAUAUCAAGCUCGAUUCAGAGAUGAGGCUCGACAUUUCCGCGUGA